AUGAAACUCUCCCUGUUAGUGACGACCCUCAUUUCAUCGGCUCUGGCGGCAGUCCCGGCCAACUCAGAGGCAGUGCAGUUUGACCAGCUACUAGUGAACGAUUUGCAAGCAAACCGACCUGGAAACGAGCACUCGGCCAAGUAUGAGCAUUCUCCGCCUUCUCUCGCUCCUCUGUUCGAAAACGACCGAGAUCACGUGCCCAAUGCCUACAUUAUUACUCUGAAAGACGUGAACGAGGAGGAGUUUGAAAAUCAUCUAAACUGGCUGAAGAAAAUGCUUGGAAGCUGCGAUAUGGAGCUCGCCGGAGUCACACAAACAUUCAGCAUCAACUCGUUCAAAGCAUACGCCGGAGUGUUUUCGCAGACCGUGGUUGAUCUCAUCAGAGCAAGUCCACUAGUGUCUAUCGUAGAGAGGGACUCGAUUGUGCAUGCGUACGAGUACAAGGAAGAACUGGACGCUCCCUGGGGACUAGCUAGAGUGUCCCACAGAGACCGGCUCAAUCUGGGUACCUUCAACAAGUACGUUUAUGACGAUACCGCCGGCAAGGGAGUCACUGCCUACGUUAUUGACACUGGGGUGUUUGUCAGGCACCAGGACUUUGAUGGUCGGGCCAAAUGGGGAACCACUGUUCCCUCCGGAGACGUUGACGAAGACGCAAACGGUCACGGAACCCAUUGUGCAGGCACAAUUGGAGGAACCAAGUAUGGCAUUGCCAAGCAGGCCGAGAUUGUGGCUGUCAAGGUGCUUCGUUCGGACGGGUCUGGAACCAUGUCUGACGUGAUUGGGGGAGUUGUCUACGCUGCUAGAGAGCACGAGGAGAAGACCAAGAAGCCGCCCAAGGGAUGGAAGGGGUCCACUGCCAACAUGUCUCUUGGAGGCGGUUUCUCUCCUUCUCUCAAUCUCGCUGUCGACAGUGCAGUCAAGGCAGGUAUCAACUUUGCAGUAGCUGCUGGAAACGACAACUCUGAUGCCUGCGAGUACUCUCCUGCCAGCUCAGAGAACGCCAUUACCGUUGGAGCUUCGACUCUGUCAGACUCCAGAGCCUACUUUUCCAACAAGGGUAAGUGCGUGGACGUCUUUGGACCCGGUCUCAACAUUCUGUCGACCUACAUUGGGUCCAAGAACGCCGUCGCCACGCUCUCCGGCACCUCCAUGGCCUCUCCUCACAUUGCUGGCCUGUUGACCUACUUUCUGUCUCUCCAGCCCGAUUCCGACUCAGCCUUCGCCACCUCUGUCACACCCGCUCAGCUCAAGAAGAACCUCCUCGCGUUUUCGACCGAAGGAAUCCUCACUGACGUCGGACAAGAAACACCCAAUCUCCUGGCCUACAGCGGUGGAGGCAAGUCGCUCAAGAAGUUCUGGGGACACAAGGGGAGUCUUUUGGUGCUUCUGAGAAAGGCACUGGUUGGAUUUUAA
Molecule: messenger RNA, 1416 nt
Organism: Yarrowia lipolytica CLIB122
Lineage: Eukaryota; Fungi; Ascomycota; Dipodascomycetes; Dipodascales
Biological process (GO): proteolysis
Molecular function (GO): serine-type endopeptidase activity
Source: RefSeq, a predicted model, not a curated record